UACUUGAAAUAGCCAGCCUGUCCCCUGUGCCACCUCUCUUGGCUUGCCCUCAGUCACACGUCAGUUCCCAUCAAAGACUAUGCACGAGUGACUCUGACUGGCUCUCCCACUUGAGAUGUUUGGAAGACCUGUUGGAAACACUUUACCUCCCAGUUGGAGGGGAUAGUAUAUCUGUUGCAGGGUCCUUCCUUCCUUCUGGGGAAACCCAUUAGGACUGAUGUCGUAAUGAAUCCCCCUCUCUCUCCUCCAAGCCUCGGACUUCUCUCAGUAGAGGAAACCAAGUUAUAUAACUUUUUGUGGAAUCGGCCCCUCUAUUUUCAUUGCAGAAAGAAGAGUAUGUCCUUGGGAAAGAUGGAGAAUGAAUUCGAAGUCAGGAAAGCCCGACUCUAUAAGGGAUUGAGGUGGAAGACCCAGACCCAGAGCGUCCAGCACUCUCACUCACCUGGGAAUGAACUCUGCCCCUCCACGGAACACGCUUCAAAGGUCUGCCUGUGUGGGUGCAGCUUGCGGACAAAAGCCGUCCUCCAUCCCAGGCCGGAUCCAGUCCCGCUUCGGGUGCCGCCCAGCUUGCCCUCAGAGAGGAAGAUACUGGUUUCCAGGGAGACAGUCUUCCCCGCUCAGCUCUCCCACAACUCUCCGAAGGACAAAGCUGAGGGCAAGACCCAGCUGCUAUCUUGGCGUGAUCCAGUACCUCUGCGCCAGCUGGUGCCUAUGAGCGUGUGGCCCAAGGGCUUUAUUGAUCCGCUCCCUAAACCUUUGGCAGGGCAACCUUUGAGCACCUUUAUCCACAUUGAAGGGGUUCACAUCCCCAGAGCAGUAUCUCCCAUGAUAUCGCUGGUGGAAGAUACCAAGUCCUCUCUGCCACCUUUACUGAAAUGAAAUGUAUCUACUCAAUUAAUUACUAUUUUUCUGUGUCUACUGUAAGCGCAAAGCUGUCUAUUUUAACUGAGAAUAUAUUUUAUCCUCAUUGUAAACCCAGUUGGGACUU
Mastomys coucha (southern multimammate mouse) is the source of this 988-nucleotide messenger RNA. RefSeq lists its product as uncharacterized. NCBI's taxonomy places the organism in Eukaryota, Metazoa, Chordata, Mammalia, Rodentia, Muridae. The record is from RefSeq and is a predicted model, not a curated record. The coding region runs from base 226 to 879 and encodes 217 amino acids. The transcript is spliced from 2 exons.